AUGGCACCCUCAAAUACACAGGCUCCUCCUAUAAUAGGGUCUACCAAUUCCCAGCAGAUCAAAUUUGCGGCUAUAAUCUCCAGAGACGAUAAACCAUUGUACUUGCAAGCGUUCGAGCCGGAUGUACCAAAAAGAAAGAAUGCUAACAACUUUCUUAAGUACAAUUUCCUCUCCCACAUGUCGCUAGAUGUGUUUUCUUCAUCGUCCUCGCUCAAUCUUAGAGAGCAGCAGAAGGUAGGCGAGAACGAUGCGUUGCUUUUGUUCAUACAAGACGGUAUAACGGUGUACGGGUACGAAACAAACACCAACUUGAAGAUCAUCGUGGGAUUGGGGGUCUAUGAGGAGUACGAUGAUAGUGAAAACGGAAACGAAGACGAAAAGGAAGAUGAACGUGAAGGUGGUUCAGAUAAAGAAGCUCUAGGUGGCGCUGAUUUGGAGAUAAUAGAGAAGACGGGCCAGGCAGUGGACCGCAGAAACACCCUCAACAGCAUCUUCUCUCAAAUACACAAGAGCUACUUAAGAGUGAUCUGUAAUCCAUUCACCAACUUGGCAGGGCACGAUGAUACUGUCUUGCAAACACCCACAUUCGACAAUGCGAUAAAGAAGAUUGUCAGUCAGUGGAAUUAG
Molecule: messenger RNA, 627 nt
Organism: Dujonia railenensis
Lineage: Eukaryota; Fungi; Ascomycota; Pichiomycetes; Serinales; Debaryomycetaceae
Source: the annotation of a GenBank genome assembly